AUGGUCUACGGCGCCGCGCUGAUAGCUCAGGCCUUGAGAGACCUGGGCGUGCAGGUACUGUUUGGUCUGCCUGGCCUCCCAGUGAUCGACAUCGCUCAAGAGGCGAUGAACCUGGGCAUCAACUUCAUCAGCUUUCGAAACGAGCAAGCCGCUGUACUCGCAGCUAGUGCAUAUGGGUAUCUGACGGCAAGACCUGGUGUCGUGGUCUGCGUCGGCGGACCGGGCGUCUUGAACACGAUGGCUGGGAUUCCGCACGCCGCAGCCAAUGCCUGGCCAAUACUGAUUCUCGCCGGGAGUGCGGAAACACACAAUGCCAACAAAGCCGCCUUCCAGGAAAUGGACGCUAUCAACCUCGUCUCACCUCACUGCAAGCUUGCGCUUCGCCCACCUUACCCACACAUGAUUCCAGACUUUAUUCGGGAUGCAUACCGAGCGGCAUUCUUCGGCAGACCCGGACCGACUUUCGUGGACCUACCAGCGAAUCUGAUCCUGGGGACGUUCAAGGAAUUAGAUGGAGGCAAGGCGAAGCGUCUGAGGAGGAUUGAAGAAGUGCCAAGGGGCAUGGCUGAUCAGGUCGGCGUGAGGAGAGCUGUAGAAGCACUGAUGGGCGCGAAAUCGCCUCUAGUGGUGGUUGGUAAAGGUGCAGCUUACGGGAGGGCGGAAGGACCGAUCAGAGAAUUCGUCGAGAGGACGCGAAUACCAUUCCUACCCACGCCGAUGGGCAAGGGCAUCCUCCCUGACUCUUCCCCACUCAACAUCUCUGCUGCUCGCUCCACGGCACUGAAGCAUGCCGACGUGGUUCUCCUGCUUGGUGCUCGAUUGAACUGGAUACUAUCAUUUGGCCUGCCACCAAAGUGGGCACCGAACGUCAAGAUUAUCCAAGUCGACCUCUCCGCCGACGAGCUCGGCAAGAACGGGCACGAUCCCUCGCUCAGCCUUCUCGGUGACGUUGGCCUGGUCUGCGAACAGCUGCUGCAAGCACUAAGUGGCGGCUGGCAAUACGAUGCGGCACAAAAGGGCAAGUAUUGGCAGGCGCUUAAGGAGACGAAAGGCAGAAAUGAAGCGAAGGCGAGGAAGAAGGCGGAGAGCAGCAAGGUGCCCAUGACUUACGAACACGCCUUCCAAAUCAUCAAGAAGGAAGUGGACAGCUUUCGCCGCAGGAGAAUGGGGAUGUUGUGUAUGUGA
Molecule: messenger RNA, 1185 nt
Organism: Cyphellophora attinorum
Lineage: Eukaryota; Fungi; Ascomycota; Eurotiomycetes; Chaetothyriales; Cyphellophoraceae
Product: putative 2-hydroxyacyl-CoA lyase
Exons: 2
Coding region: 1-1185 (394 amino acids)
Biological process (GO): fatty acid alpha-oxidation
Cellular component (GO): peroxisome
Molecular function (GO): magnesium ion binding; thiamine pyrophosphate binding
Source: RefSeq, a predicted model, not a curated record